Ipomoea triloba (trilobed morning glory) is the source of this 2173-nucleotide messenger RNA. RefSeq names its product nucleobase-ascorbate transporter 2. The transcript has 14 exons. The record is from RefSeq and is a predicted model, not a curated record. The coding region runs from base 320 to 1897 and encodes 525 amino acids. Gene Ontology annotation, biological process: transmembrane transport. NCBI's taxonomy places the organism in Eukaryota, Viridiplantae, Streptophyta, Magnoliopsida, Solanales, Convolvulaceae. Gene Ontology annotation, cellular component: membrane. Gene Ontology annotation, molecular function: transmembrane transporter activity.
AGAUCACAUCAAACUUGACUUUAAACCCUUCUUCUCCCCCUCUCUCUCUCUCUUUCUCUUUCUCUCUCUCUGCAAUUGCCUUUUUCUUUUCUGCUUUUGCUUGGCAGUCUUUAAUCCUCAUUGUUUACUUAAUUCUUUUUCUUUUUUAUCUCGUUGGUUCACUCAAAAACUCCCCCACCACGUUGAACAAUCAAAGACUCAGUCUUUAGUUGUUUUAUGCAUUUUUUUUGGGGGUGUUCAUUUCUUGAAUAGCCUUGUGUGUUUUGAGUGAAAAGGAAGAGGUAAGGGUAGUAGUCCGUGUGGAAUUUUUUGCUCAGAAAUGGCAACUCCUCCGAAGCCUGAAGAAAUCAGCCACCUCCCCAUGGACCAGCUUCAAGGUUUAGAGUACUGCAUUGAUUCCAAUCCUUCUUGGGGGGAGGCGAUAGCGAUGGGAUUUCAGCAUUACAUCAUGGCAUUAGGAACUGCAGUGAUGAUUCCAUCAUUUCUUGUUCCUUUUAUGGGGGGAGAUCAUGGUGACACUGUGAGGGUGGUGCAGACUCUACUUUUUGUCCAAGGAAUAAACACUCUUUUACAAACAUUAUUUGGGACAAGAUUACCUACUGUGGUUGGAGGAUCAUGGGCAUUUGCAGUUCCCAUAAUUUCCAUUAUUCAUGAUUCUUCCUUGGCAAGGAUUGCUGAUCCUCAUGAAAGAUUCCUCAGCACAAUGCGAGCAAUACAGGGUGCGCUAAUAGUAGCUUCUAGUGUGCAAAUUAUUUUGGGAUAUAGCCAACUUUGGGCUAUUUUUUCCAGGUUUUUCAGCCCACUUGGAAUGGUUCCGGUUGUUUCAUUGGUGGGGCUUGGACUGCUCGAUAAAGGAUUCCCAGUGGUUGGACAGUGUGUUGAAAUCGGUGUUCCUAUGUUCAUCUUGUUUGUUGCCUUCUCUCAGUACUUGAAGAACUUCCAGUUCAGAAAGCUUCCAGUUUUGGAACGAUUUGCGCUGAUUAUCUCAGUCACGAUAAUUUGGGCUUACGCACACCUCCUGACUGCCAGUGGUGCAUAUAAACAUCGUCCAGAGGAAACUCAGAAAAACUGCCGCACAGACAGAGCAUACCUUAUUUCUUCGGCACCAUGGAUUAAAAUUCCAUAUCCACUUCAGUGGGGUGCACCUACCUUUGAGGCUGGUCAUGCAUUUGGAAUGAUGGCAGCUGUGCUAGUUUCCUUGAUUGAGUCUACUGGAGCAUAUAAAGCGGCUUCUCGUCUGGCAAGUGCUACACCACCUCCAGCUCACGUUCUCAGCCGUGGCAUUGGUUGGCAGGGAAUUGGGAUCCUGUUGAGUGGACUUUUUGGGACGGCUACUGGAUGUUCGGUUUCAGUAGAAAAUGUGGGGCUUCUGGGAAGCACUCGUGUUGGUAGCCGCAGAGUUAUCCAAAUCUCAGCUGGCUUCAUGCUCUUCUUCUCAAUAUUAGGGAAAUUUGGUGCCUUGUUUGCAUCAAUUCCUUUUACAAUAUUUGCUGCUGUGUACUGUGUAAUGUUUGGCGUCGUAGCUUCAGUGGGGUUGUCAUUCCUGCAAUUCACAAACAUGAAUUCCAUGAGAAACCUCUUCAUUGCUGGCGUUUCCCUCUUCCUUGGAUUGUCCAUUCCGGAGUACUUUAGGGAAUACACUUCUGCUGCUCUUCAUGGCCCUUCUCAUACCAAGGCUGGAUGGUUUAACGAUUUUCUGAACACGAUCUUCCUGUCAUCGCCGACGGUGGCGCUGAUAGUGGCGGUGUUCCUGGACAACACGCUGGAGUACAAAGACAGUGCAAGAGACAGGGGGAUGCCGUGGUGGGCAAAGUUCAGAACGUUCAAGGGAGAUAGCAGGAACGAAGAGUUUUACACCCUCCCUUUCAACCUCAACCGCUUCUUCCCACCCUCCUGAUCAUCCAUCAUACCAAGUGUGUCGUGUCUAAGACAGGGAAAGAAAUAUACAUACUCACAGAGUAAAAUCAACAGGAGGAGAGGAGGAGAGAGAAUCCUCUUGGUGGAGGAAGAAGAAGAAGAAGAAGAAGGCCUAAGAUUGUUCAUCGAAAUCUGGAAAAAGGAAAUGGUGGAUGUGAAUGUUGUAUUGUCACUAUAUAUUUUCAUUGAAUGAAUUCUUUCAAUAUAUAUUUUUAUAUGUAGGGUUAUUCAAGCUUAAUCCAUUAUGGUAUAUUUC